This is a messenger RNA of Fraxinus pennsylvanica, 2691 nucleotides long. The record is from the annotation of a GenBank genome assembly. NCBI's taxonomy places the organism in Eukaryota, Viridiplantae, Streptophyta, Magnoliopsida, Lamiales, Oleaceae.
AUGUUAAAUCCAACCCGGUCCCGUCUCUUCUCCCGCCGUCAUCUCCACCACCGCGCCUUCCUUCACUCCACCACUGACUCCAACCGCAAACUUGCUGCCCAAAUCAGCCGCCUAUUAAUCCUCGGCCAGUUCGAAGCCCUCUCCCGCCUUUCCAUCACUUUCUCUGACCACCUAGUGGACUCUGUCCUCAAAGACCUCAAACUCCACCCUGCCGCCGCCCUAAACUUCUUCAACCUAGCUUCCAAACCGAACAACUUCAGACCCGACUUCAAAUCAUACAUCAAACUCGUCCACAUUUUAUCCAAAGCGCGCAUGUUCCCCGAAGUGCGGUCGUAUUUACAUGACCUCGUCGAACUAUCUGAAAGGAAACGUUAUCCAAUUUUUCUGGUAUACACAGAAUUGGCUAGGGUUUAUAGAGAAUUCAAGUUCUCCGGAACGGUUUUUGAUAUGAUAUUUAAAAUUUAUGCUGAAAAAGGGCUGGUGAAAAAUGCUUUAUACGUGUUUGAUAAUAUGACCAAGAGUGGUCAGGUGCCAAGCACGCGAUCGUGUAAUAGUUUGCUGAGUAGUUUGGCGAGACUUAAGGAGUUUUACACUGUCAUUUGUAUUUAUGAUCAAAUUGUAAGAGUUGGAGUUGUACCUGACGUAUACACUUGUACAAUAUUGGUUGAUGCGUAUUGUAAGCACGAUAGGGUUGAUAAAGCAGUAGAUUUUGUUGAAGGGAUGGAAAGAAUGGGGUUGGAGUUGAAUGUUGUGGGUUAUAAUAGUUUGAUGAAUGGGUAUGCGGAGAAGGGGAAUUUGGAGGGAGUGCAGAGGGUGUUGCAAUUGAUGGGUCAACGAACUGUUCUGAAGAAUUUGGUCACGUAUACCUUGUUGAUUAAGGUUUAUUGUAAACGUGGGGAAAUGGAAGAAGCGGAGAGAAUGUUCAGGGGGAUGAAGGAAGAGAAGGCUGAUCUGUUGAUUUUGGAUCACAAGGUGUAUGGUGUGUUGAUUGAUGGGUUUUGUCGAGUUGGAAAAAUGGAUGAUGCAGUCAGAUUUAGGGAUGAGAUGUUGGGUUUAGGGUUGGGGAUGAAUAUAUUUAUUUGUAAUUCUUUGAUAAAUGGGUAUUGUAAACUUGGUAAAGUAUGUGAAGCAGAGCGAGUUAUAACGAGUAUGGUUGAAUUGAACUUGAAGCCGGAUGGUUAUAGCUUCAAUACAUUGUUGAAUGUUUAUUGUAGAGAAGGUUUAAUGAAGGAUGCUUUCAAGCUUUGUGAUCAGAUGGCUAGUGAUGGUGUAUAUCCAACAAAUGUAACUUAUAACACUCUCUUGAAAGGUUUACGUGACAAAUGUGAUCUGGAUGACUGUUUGCACCUUUGGUGUUUAAUGCUUAAGAGAGGUUUUGUUCCUGAUGCAAUAGGAUUUAGUACUCUCCUCGAUUGCCUUUUCAAGAAAGGUGAUUCUGAUAAGGCUUUGAUGUUGUGGAAAGAUAUUCUAGCAAAAGGGCAUGCAACAGAAGUAGUUUUAUUCAACACACUGCUCAAUGGAUUGUGUAAGUUGGGGAAGAUGAUUGAGUCAGAGCAGGUUCUUGACAAGAUGAAGGAGCUCGGUUGUUCACCUGACAAAGUAACCUAUAGAACCUUGAGUGAUGGCUAUUGUAAAGCUGGAGACAUUGAAAGGUCUCGUCAAAUAAAGUGUAUCAUGGAAAAAGAAGGAAUUCCUGCUUCCAUUGAAAUGUAUAACUCGCUUAUUAGUGGACUGUUUAGGGCAAGAAAAUCAAGUGAAAUUGCAAAUGUUCUUUGUGAGAUUCAUGUUAAGGGACUAAGUCCUAAUGUUGUUACAUAUGGAGCCCUUAUUACCGGUUGGGUCAAAGAAGGAAAACUGAAGAAAGCUUUUGAUGCUUACUUUGAGAUGACAGGGAAAGGAAUUGCUCCCAACGUAAUAAUAUGUAGCACGAUUAUUAGUGGAUUAAACAAGCUCGGUAGGGCAGAUUGUGCAAAUAUGCUGUUGCGGAAAAUGGUGGAUUUAGAUGUUUUCCCAAGGCUUGAACAAUUUUAUAAAUUCUUUGACUUCAAGAAAGUGCAGCUAGAUAUUCAGAAAUUUGCAAAUUCCCUUGAUGAAAGUGCCGAAAAAUUUAUUAUCCCCAAUAAUGUUAUGUAUAAUGUAAUUAUAGCUGGGUUAUGCAAAUUUGGGAAGACUGAUGAUGCAAGAAAAUUUAUCAGUGAGUUGUCACAGAAAGGCUUCAUACCAGAUGAGUUCACAUAUUCUGCCUUGAUCCACAGUGCUUGUAUUUCUGGUAAUGUCAACGAAGCUUUUGUCUUACGAGAUGAGAUGCUGAAGAAGGGUCUUUCUCCAAAUAUUGUUACAUAUAAUACUCUUAUAAAUGGCCUGUGUAAAUCAGGAAACCUUGAUCGUGCAGUGAGGCUUUUUCAUAAACUUCUUGUCAAAGGUUUAAUUCCCAACACCAUCACUUAUAAUUCUUUGAUUGAUGGAUACUGUAAGGUUGGAAAUACCAAUGAAGCUCUUAAACUCAUAGAGAGAAUGAUAAAGGAAGGCGUCGCUCCUUCUGAUGUAACCUACUCCACAUUGAUCAGUGGCCUUUCGAAGCAGGGUAAUGUGGUGGAAUCCAUGAAACUUUUAGAUCAAAAGACUAACACAGGUAUUGGGCCUAUAAGAUACAACAAACAAUUCCAAGCCGAAAUUGUGGAAGCAUGCUAG